Molecule: messenger RNA, 2284 nt
Organism: Sander lucioperca (pikeperch)
Lineage: Eukaryota; Metazoa; Chordata; Actinopteri; Perciformes; Percidae
Exons: 9
Coding region: 254-1927 (557 amino acids)
Source: RefSeq, a predicted model, not a curated record
CAACACCAACUGUCCUCUGAUUGACUCAAAAACAGCCUUUAAGUGGUACCAGGGUGGAUCCUUAUACAGAUACAGGGAGAGACAAGAGCUUUUAGUUACCCGCUCCUCUGAUGAAAGCUUCUCCUGUGCUGUGAAAGGCCUUGAUGAUCUGCACUCUGCUGAAGUCUGGGUUCAUGGACGUGUAAACAGCAUCUGUGCCUUAAAAGGUUCAUCAGUGGAUCUGCCCUGCUCAGCUCAACGUCCCACUACAACCAUGAAGUGGUACAUUGUACACCGGAAUGGAUCUAUAUUUGUUCAGAAGGAGCUCUCUGCAGAUGAAAAUCAUGUGAUGUACAACAUGUCUGCAGAGAGUAACUUCACUCUAACAAUCAAAGAUCUGAGACAGAGCGAUGCAAAUGUUUACUGCUGCAGAGAAACUACUGACAACCCAGAACUCUGCCGGCACCACAAAACUGAGCUCCAUGUUUCAGACCUGCAGGUAAAGGUGAUUCCUGCCACAGAGGGACAGACAGUGACACUGAUGUGUAACACCAGCUGUCCUCUGACUGAAAACCCUGCAGUCUACAUCUGGUACAAGAACAGAGAGUUCCUCUAUCAGGACUGGUCUCCCUGGUACCAACAGCUGGUCAGCAGUGAGAAAGCAGUCAGAUACUCCUGUGCUAUCAAAGGCUACGACGAUCUCAGAGCCCCUCAAGUCUCAGUGGAUUUUGUUGGAUCAGGCUACUUCAGUGUGACCUAUGCUAGAGGGAAAAUGUGUUCUCAUCACAACACAUCAGUGGAUGAGCCGUGCUCCAUCAGAUUUCCCAGAGAAGUUAAAGUUGAAAGGACUGGUGCAUCACUGACGUGUAACCCCUGCUGUGAUACAACUUACCAUGAACAUGACUAUAAGUGGUACCAGAACAGAACAUUAUACUCUGAAGGGCACAAGCUGUCAGUAUCACAGUCUAAUGAAAGCUUCUCCUGUGCUGUGAAAGGCCUGCUGUCACCUGAAGUCUGUAUUGAGGAUAAGAACUGCUGGAGUGUGAAUUAUGUCCGGAGAAGAAUCUGUGCUCUGGAAGGAUCUUCAGUGAACAUUUCAAGUGAAUAUUCUUUCCCUAACAACAGCCAUCCCACGUCAAAAAUAUGGUACAAAAAGGGCAGUGGGAAUAAAGAAAAAGAAGAACUGAGUCAGGUUGCAGGUCGUGUAGAGUAUCAUGACAAGAACAAUCACCACAUCCUGACAAUCAAUAACCUGAAGAAGAAUGACUCAGCAGAAUACACAUUCAGACUGGGACGACGAAAAGAAAAAUGGAAAGAGUCUGACUUUCAUGGAGUGAUGUUGGUUGUUACAGGCCUGAAACUUAAGGUGGAUCCUGCAGUGGUGAUAGAGGGUCAGAACGUCACACUGAGCUGCAGUACCAGCUGUCCUCUGCCUGACAACCCAACCUACACCUGGUACUUUAACAGGCAACCUCUGGUCCAACCAAAGAACACAAAAAUACUGAAAAUAAACCAAGUCAGCAGUCAGGAUGCAGGAAACUACUACUGUGAUGUCAAGAGUGGUACACAAAGCAUUACAUCUGGUGAAAUAACUCUGACUGUUCUAAGUAUUCAGACAGCAUCAGAAGCAGCAGCAGCGGCUGUAGCAGCAGCAGCUGCAGCAGGAGUCUGUGCUGUUCUCCUGGCUAUCACACUUCUGGUUGUCUUCUUUUGGAUUAGAAAACAGAGGGCUUCGGGUCAAUCUCCUAAAGCGGAAGCAACGGACAACACGGAGCAGCUAAACCCUGAUCCUGUGUAUGAAAACAUCUUAGCUCGACCAGGAGAGCAGGAAGAGCUUCACUAUAGCAGAGUCUACUUCUCUAAGAGCCAGGCAGAACCUCUUUACUCCACCAUCCAGCCACAUCAGCCCAAUCGACAGGAGCAUGCGGCUUAUGUUACUGUCAACUAGACCAGCACGACCCCCCAGUCAGCAUCUCUUACCAUUACAACUGAUUUGGGAUCUACUUAGUGGCCUAACUCAUCUUGAUCAAUGGUAAUAUUUUCAACAACCAGCAUUUCAAGACUUUUUUCCGACCACCUUUUCACUUCACUCCAUGCUAAUGUGGACCAGGAGUUCCUUAAAAGUACUGAGCCUCCCGAGCAAAAGCUAAUCACUUUGAAACAUCUGUCAGAAAAAAAGACAGAGUGUUUCUGAAGAAGCAGUGAUCACUCAGCUAGCACGGAACAUGUGCAUGUGCUGAAAAUCUGCACAACAAAGAAAAAAUGUAAGAAGCGGCCUCAGUGACACCAUCACUGUUUUUCUCUA